Molecule: messenger RNA, 2868 nt
Organism: Penicilliopsis zonata CBS 506.65
Lineage: Eukaryota; Fungi; Ascomycota; Eurotiomycetes; Eurotiales; Aspergillaceae
Exons: 2
Coding region: 1-2868 (955 amino acids)
Cellular component (GO): nucleus
Molecular function (GO): DNA binding; ATP binding; ATP hydrolysis activity
Source: RefSeq, a predicted model, not a curated record
AUGCCGUUCAUGUCCUCGCCGGCUGUAGCCCCCGCGGGCGCCCUGUCGCCGGUUGAUACCGCGAAAAGAAGACUAGAAGAGCAGUCGGAACAGUCUGCAGAGCCGAAACGGCAGAAGAUGCUGGGCGGGUUUCUGGCAGAUGAUGAUGACGAGGAGGAAGACGACGAUGUGGCGGCCCUGUAUGCCGAAGAUAUAAAAAGCCAGUACGAGGGUCAAGACCAGAUCCCUGAGCCGUGGCCCACUCAAUCACACAACAAUCCGGGGAAUUGGCUAGACUCUCAGCAAUCGAACCCGUUGCCAGAUAUGGCUCCAGCCUCAGUCCCGACAGUUUCAUCGACAGCGGAUUCCUUUGCAGCACAUGAAGCGCCCAGGGUCAUCCAGAUCAAGACAUGUGCGGGAAAAACACACAUUACUCGCGUCAAAGCAGCCAAGCCUCCAGUGAGCUACGAAAGGUUGAUUGCGAGCAGGUCUACCACUGCUCCAGGACGCGCUCAGAAGAGCUACUACGGCAUCGAAAUUCAUAAGUUGCUUGACGAGGCUGCGAAGGAUACCAACGGAGCCAACAGCUCGGAGGCAGCCAAGGGCGAACCUGUCCAGCGAUCAAUCGAGCCUGCUGUUGAAACCCAUCGAAAUAGAAAGUUGGCGUCUGCAAUGUGGACUGAGAAGUAUCGCGCACGGAAAUUUACUGACCUGAUUGGGGACGAGCGAACCCACAGAGCCGUGUUGCGCUGGCUGAAAGGAUGGGAUCCUAUCGUCUUCCCCAACCUGGCCAAAUCAGCAUCAAAAAAGCGUGACCAGGACGGUGAAGAACGAGCACACAGAAAGGUCCUGCUCUUGUGUGGUCCUCCCGGUCUAGGCAAGACGACUCUGGCACACGUCUGUGCCAGGCAGGCGGGCUAUGAAGUGCUUGAGAUCAAUGCAAGUGACGAGCGAAGCCGAGAUGUAGUCAAGGGUAGGAUUCGGGAUGCUCUUGGGACAGAAAACGUCAAGGGCAUGAACGUCGAGGUUGGCGACAAGAAGGUUCGCAAGGCCGGACGACCGGUGUGUGUCGUGGUCGACGAAGUCGACGGAGUGGUCAGCGGAUCUGGAGGCAGUGGGGAGGGAGGUUUCAUGAAGGCCCUUAUCGACCUCGUGCUCCUCGAUCAAAAGAAUUCGGCCCGCAAUGCCGAACAGACGACAAAGACAGGCAAGAAAAGAAAAGGGGACACGUUCCGCUUCCUCCGUCCCCUCAUCUUGGUCUGCAACGACGUUUACCACCCGAGUCUUCGGCCGCUCAGGGCUUCAUCAAUCGCGGAGAUGAUCCAUGUUCGUCAGGCACCGCUAGAGAAUGUCGUGCAGCGCGUCAAGAAUAUCUUCUCCCGAGAGGGUAUCCCGUGCGAGAAUGACGGCGUGCGAAGAUUGUGUGAAGCUGCUUGGGGGAUCGAAAGCAGAAAGCAGCGAACCUCGAAAAACAGCGGGUCCAACGAAGGUGAUAUUCGGAGUGUGCUGGUUGCCGCUGAAUGGGUCGCCCACAAGAUUAGGAACGAGGCUUCGUCUUCGUCCAAGUUAACGAAGAGUUGGCUUGAACAGAAGAUCUUAUGCAGCUCGUCCGACGGUUCCAACGCCCUCUCCAAGGGGUUGAGUAGGGGUGGCGUGCGUGAGAUUGUUGAUCGCGUGUUCACAGAAGGAGCCGGUUUCUCGGACGCGCCGCUUGGGAGUGACUCUUUCCGUGACAAGUUCGACGCCUCUGGUUCAAGAAUGCCUGUCGGUGUUGCCGACAUGAAGAAACGCCAUGCAAUCAACAGGCUGCGAGAGAUGAUCGACGCCAGCGGCGAUCACGACCGCUGCCUAUCCGAAUGCUUCGCAUCGUAUCCGAUCCAGGCUUUCCAAGACGAUACCUUCCUUUCCAAACCGAACGCGGCAUAUGAGUGGUUGCAUUUCCACGAUACCAUGUCAUCAAAGGUUUUCUCGAACCAGGACUGGGAGCUCACUCCGUAUCUCAGCCAGUCAGUCCUCGCGUUUCACCAUCUCUUCUCAUCAGCGAGCGGCAAAAUCAAUCUACAAGACAAACUUGACGAGAAGGACAAUGAGGAGGAAGAAGAUCAUCCAUUCUCUGGGCCUAGGGCAGAUUUUGCUGCCUUCGAGGCCCAGAAGCAGAACCGUGCUGUGUUGAACGGCUUCCAGAGUUCAUUGUCCGCUCCAAUGAACCGUCUCUUUCGUUCUGCUGAGAGUGUAGCAACCGAUCUUAUCCCUAGUCUCAUGCGAAUGCUCUCCCCUGACGUCAAGCCGGUGGUCGUCCGCGGCAGUGGAGAACAAAAGAGCAUUGCCAGCGUUCGAAAAGAAAGUGAGCGAACCCUCGUCCAGUUGGCUGUACGGGUAAUGGUCGGAAUGGGAGUCACCUUUGAAAAGGUCCGGGUUGAGAAUGAGAGCGGUGGCCAUAGUGGAUGGGCAUACCGGAUGGAACCGCCUCUGGAUUCACUUGUUGCCUUCUCGAAGAUGGCCAAUGCCGGUAGUUCUGCACCGGUGCGGUAUGCUGUCCGUCAGGUGCUUGACCAAGAAUACCGGAAGGAGACAAUGCGAAAGCAAUCCGAAGCAUCGAUUCUGCCUGGGUCGAAGAGUGGCAAGAGGCACUCAGGCGGUCCUUUGGACGGUCCGGAUUCCAAGGGCAUCUCGGGCAUAAAGAUCGACUCAGCUGUUAAGCGCGACUUCUUCGGCCGCCUAAUCACCGAGUCCAAACCGCAGGCCAAAACCGCCAGCGAAAGCCCAAAGAGCAACGGUAACAUUCUAUCAGCCAAACGUGAUAGGAAAGUGUGGGUUACAUUCCACGAGGGCUUCUCCAAUGCUGUGCGCAAGCCGAUCUCGAUGAGCGAGUUCCUAGCUGGACUAUGA